UUCACAUGCAAAACUGAGUUCAAACCGUCCGCUUAUGGCACCAACCUCACUCAAAAUCAUAAUUCUCCCUCUACUGCUUCUAGCCAUACCAAUAUGCUUAGAAGCAAAACCCUUCAAACUCAAACAAACCAAUAUAGUUUUCUACAUGCAAGAAUGGGAAUCCGGAGCAAAUAUCACCUCCAUCCCGGUGGCUGGCAUCCCAAAGAAGCCAUGGGCCACUCUUGCAUUUGGUACCAUCUUUGCCAUAGAUGAUGCAUUAACUGAAUCCUCUGAUCGGAAGUCAGCACAAGUAGGGCGUGCCCAGGGCAUCUUUGUGAACACAGCGCUGGACGGCACUGACUUGCACUUGUUGAUGUCCCUGGUAUUCACCAACAAAGAGUACAAUGGCAGCACCCUUGAGAUUCAAGGUGCUGAUAGGCAAUUCCAGAAGUACAGAGAGGUUUCUGUGGUGUCCGGAACUGGGAAGUUCCGGUUUGCCAGGGGCUAUGCCACCUUGGAGACUGUUUACUUGGAUAUGCCGAAUGCCAACGCCAUCCUUCGGUGGAAUGUUACGGUUCUUUCUUUUUGAAUGGUUUGGAGGUUGUAUGUUUGGAUGUGUCAUUUUCUGUUGAGGGAUCUCCAUUGAUAAAUUUAGGUAAAGAGAUGGUUGUGCGAUCGAAUAAAAUUAUUGUGGU
Vitis vinifera (wine grape) is the source of this 674-nucleotide messenger RNA. Its product is annotated as dirigent protein 23. Bases 35 to 568 code for a protein of 177 amino acids. NCBI's taxonomy places the organism in Eukaryota, Viridiplantae, Streptophyta, Magnoliopsida, Vitales, Vitaceae. The record is from RefSeq and is a predicted model, not a curated record. The transcript has a single exon.